AUGCCAAGUGCUAAACCUGAUUCAUCUCACAAAGACUCAGAACCAUUUGUUGAAGUUAAUCCCAGUGGAAGAUAUGGCAGAUACAGUGAGCUACUAGGAUCUGGUGCUGUGAAAAAAGUGUAUAGGGCAUUUGAUAAAGAAGAAGGAAUAGAGGUGGCAUGGAACCAAGUGAAGCUCAGGAAAUUCAGUGAUGACCCUGCCAUGGUGGAUAGGCUUUUCUCUGAAGUAAGAUUGCUCAGAAGCUUGAGCAGCAAAGACAUCAUUGCCUUUUUCAAUGUUUGGAGGGAUGAGCAGCAUGGCACUUUGAAUUUCAUCACUGAGGUCUGCACCAGUGGGAAUUUGAGGGGUUAUAGGAAGAAGCACAAACAUGUGUCCAUGAAGGCUCUGAAGAAAUGGUCUAAGCAGAUUUUGGAAGGGUUGAAUUAUUUGCAUAUGCAUGACCCUUGUAUCAUCCACAGAGACCUCAAUUGCAGUAAUGUUUUUGUCAAUGGGAACACUGGCCAGGUUAAGAUUGGUGACUUGGGUUUGGCAGCGAUUGUGGGCAAGAGCCAUUCUGCACAUUCAGUUCUUGGAACACCAGAAUUUAUGGCUCCGGAGUUAUAUGAAGAGGACUAUACAGAAAUGGUGGACAUAUACUCAUUUGGAAUGUGUGUGUUAGAGAUGGUGACACUAGAGAUUCCUUAUGGUGAAUGUGACAAUGUUGCAAAGAUAUACAAGAAGGUGUCUUCAGGUGUGAGACCUCAGGCCUUGACCAAGAUGAAAGAUCAAGAGGUGAAGGCCUUCAUUGAGAGGUGCCUUGCUCAGCCAAGGGCUAGACCUUCUGCUGCUGAGUUGCUCAAGGACCCUUUCUUUGAUGAACUUGAUUAUGACGAAAAUGAUGACUCUGCUGCUAGUUCAUGAAUAAAAAUAUCUUUUUAUGUGAUAAUAUGUUGAUGUGUUAUUCUUUUUUUUUUUUUUAAAGUUGAGU
Messenger RNA from Gastrolobium bilobum, 967 nucleotides. RefSeq names its product probable serine/threonine-protein kinase WNK11. NCBI's taxonomy places the organism in Eukaryota, Viridiplantae, Streptophyta, Magnoliopsida, Fabales, Fabaceae. Gene Ontology annotation, cellular component: cytoplasm. Gene Ontology annotation, molecular function: ATP binding; protein serine/threonine kinase activity. The transcript has 2 exons. The record is from RefSeq and is a predicted model, not a curated record. Gene Ontology annotation, biological process: intracellular signal transduction; protein phosphorylation. The coding region runs from base 1 to 900 and encodes 299 amino acids.